GAAACCCCUCUUAUUUGCUCCUGCCAUGAAUACCCUGAUGUGGGAACAUGUAAUCACAAAGAAACAAAUAGAAUCCUUGACAGGAUUCGGGUAUAUAGAAAUACCCUGUGUUGCUCGAAAGUUGGCCUGUGCUGAUGUAGAUCGUUAAUAUGGAAUGUCAAGUUAAGAAAAAUGAGCAUUUUCAACACCUCCUUGUUUUUGCUUUUAAUCAAGGUUCUAAGGCCACAAAAGCUGCUCGCGACAUUUGUGCUGUGUAUGGAGAGGGUGCCAUAGCUGAAAGAACCGCUCAUAAUUGGUAUGCCAAGUUCAAAAGUGAAAAUUUUGACUUCAAAGACACACCUCAUUCUGGCCGUCCAGUUGAGUUCGAUGAAGAGAGAUUAAACCAACUUUUGCACGAAAAUUCUCGUCAAACAACAAGGGAACUGGCAGAGAAAAUGGAAUGCUCCCAAACUGCUAUAGAGAAGCAUCUUCACUCGAUGGGAAAGGUUCAGAAGUAUGGAGCAUGGGUUCCGUUGAGAACAACAAAAAUCAACGAGCCACAAUCUCCGCUGGUUUGCUUGCUUGUCACCGCUCAACUCAUGGACACAUGCAACGAUUUCUUUACCGAAUUGUUACUGGCAACGAAAAAUGGUGUGAAACAAGAUCUUUAUCUGCGUAAAACGAUGUUGUGCGUAUGGUGGAACUGGGAAGGGAUUAUCCAUUACGAAUUGCUUGAACGGAACCAAACGGUCAACGCGGAACUCUACGCUCAACAUGGCGAUUCAAGAGAAAAGACCUAAUCAUCAGCAUGGAGUUCUGCUGCACGACAACGCCCGCACUCAUAUCGCCAAUAUGACCAAGGAAGUCAUUCAAACGCAUGGCUGGGAAGUGCUGCCACACUCUCCUGAUUUGGCACCAAUGGAUUUCCACUUCUUUCGAUCUCUUUCAAAUGCUAUGCGCGGAUUUUCAUUCAAUACUGAUGCAGAAUUGAGAGCUUGGCUGGAUCAAUUUUUCAAGUCGAAAUCGGGUGAUUUUUACCAAUGAAGUAUUGAGAAUCUUGUUGAAAAGAAGUUGUAAACAACAAGGGUGAAUACAUUAUUGAUCAAUUAGUUGUUUUUUUUUGUUAAACCUUUUAAAAAAAACGGUGGGAACUUCGUUACCAACCCAAUAUAUCCAGUGGAGCAUGCUGGCUUUAUUCCUCUCCUCUCUGCAUUUAGAACCCACAUCUCAAUACAAUGUAGCAUUGCUGUUCGUAGAAAUGCAUCAUACAAUUCUUCCUUUCACUUGAAAAGAAACACCUUUGGUUCCUAACAGCUCUCUGAACUUUCUCCAUCCUAUUAUUAUAUUGGGUCUCACUCUCACACUUAUAUACACAGAGACGAGUGAGCACGUACCCUUCCAUCAUUUAAGAUUUUCAGGCAAUUCUGCAGUGGAGCCUCUGUAUUUAAGACUCAUCUCAACUCUUCAACAUGUUUACUCUAUCUCUUCUCAAACCCCUUACAUUCUAUCAACAAAAUGAUUCAUCAGUUCU
Molecule: messenger RNA, 1510 nt
Organism: Octopus bimaculoides (California two-spot octopus)
Lineage: Eukaryota; Metazoa; Mollusca; Cephalopoda; Octopoda; Octopodidae
Product: phosphopantothenoylcysteine decarboxylase
Source: RefSeq, a predicted model, not a curated record